AUGGUAACUGUGAUAGCAGAUAAAGAAGAAUUACCCACACCUGUUAAUAAUGGUGUUACUACUGGUUCACAUGAUAAUGAACAAGCAUUUCAAUAUAUUAAAGAUUAUCAAGAAGUUGAUUUUCAUCGAUCAAUAUCAUGUAAACCUUUACCUGAAGAUUUAGUUGGGUUAACCGAUGGUCAAAUAACAAAAUCUUCAAUCAAAGGCACAUUUUUUGUGCAAAUCGAUUCUAUUGACUCAAUAACAACAUUCAAUAAUAAUAAAAAUCAAUUAGAACAAACAGAUGAUAAUAAUUCUUUAUUAUUAACUAUAACUGAUGGCAUUACAACUGUAAAAGGUAUUACAAAUGAUUAUAUUCCUAACUUAAGUUUCAAUAUAAGACCCGGUUGUAAAUUAUUAUUAACCGGUAUAAUUUCAAUUAAAGAUGGUUUAUUACAAUUAACACAUGACAAUACACGUUUUCAACAUGGCAGUAAUACAUAUUCUCGACCACGAUCUGCUUACCGAGGACGUGGAGGUGGAUCUCAUCGACCUUCAUAUGAAGGGCGACGUGGUGGGACUGGUAAUAGUAAUAAUCGAUAUGAUAACAACGAUAAUACAUCGAAUUUUCUUAAAGGACCACCACCAAAAAAUACUUUAAUGGAUUUUAUGACUUCAGUUAAAAUUUCAAAUGAUUUUAAACAAACAAUUGAUAAUGAUAAUCAAAAAUUAAAAGAUCGACAUGAAAAUAAACGUCGAAAUACUGAUCAAUAUUAUAAAACAAUAAAUAAUAUUAAUACAACGAAUAAUUCAAAUCAACAUUAUCAAUCAAAUAAUAAUAAUUAUUAUUAUACAGAUCAAAUAAUAUUUCAACAAGAAGGAAUUCACGAUCAAUUAGAUACGGAAGAUGAUUCAUCUCAUGCAAAUUAUCGUGAAAGAAGAAAUCCUUUACCCCCUAGACUUCAACGUGCUCAAGAAGAACGUACUCGUCGAAGUACAAAUCGUUAUUUGGAUGAAUCAACAUCAUUAACUGAAAAUGAAAUCAAUGGAAAUUAUCGUAAUGGUACCACAAAUAAUAAUACAUUGUCUUCCUCAUCAUCAUAUACACGACAUGGAGAUCCUAUGUCCUAUAUUCCUCAUAAUUUAUCUAAUGGUCAACCACAUGCAACUACUCUUAAUUCAUAUCCACCACAUGGGAAUAUACUUGCUCCUGCGAUUGGUUCAACACCAACUCAUCUUGCUUAUUUUCCAACUAAUUCGGGUCAUUUAACAUACAGUCUUGCUGGUAUUCCAAGUCCAACAUUUCAUAGUCAACAACCAUCAAUGGGUCCGGGAUAUACAAAUGAACAUUUAACAUUUUGUUAUAGAACUCCAUUUGUAACUGCAACUUAUCUUCCAUCAACAACUACUAAUGAUAUACAUGAUGAUUCAAAAACUAAUUAUAAUAAUAAUAAUAAUAAUUCAACUGUUUUACAAACAGAUUCAUAUGUUGAUGAAAAUGAAAUAAAACCAACAAAUGAAUCACAACAAGAUGAAAAUAAUGAGAAUAAAUCUCAAUCUUCAUUAAUCGAACAGAAAACAACUUCAUCAUCAUCAUCAUCAUCAUCAUCGUCAUCAGCAUCAUCAAAUGAUGGAAAUAAUAGUUCUCAACAAGUUAUUGUCGAACAAGAUGAGGAUAAACGUCGAGAUAUAAAUUCAAAUUCACAAAUACGUUGGAAAAUAGGUGAUAUUUGUUUAGCACGAUGGAGUGAAGAUCAAGAAUAUUAUGUGGCUACUAUUGUUCAUAUUCAACCUCCUUAUUGCACUGUUUUAUUUCGUGAUUAUAAUAAUUACGAUAAAUUACAUUUUAGUGAAUUAAAAAUAUUACCGCGUGACCAACAAUAUUAUCAAUAUGUUCCACAAAUAGCUGCAACAUCACAUGAUUUAAAUGUUCUUACAACUAAUGUUUGUUUUCCUCCACGUACAAAUUACUAUCCUUCAACAAUUGAUGAAUGUAUAAUAAUGCCAGAAGCUCCACCUUUUCCAUUUAAUUCAGCUGGUACAUUAUAUAUGUGUCCACCAACAUUAACAUCUAUUUCACGUUCAAAUAAUCGUUAUAAUACAAAUGGUUUAUCAUCAUUUCAACAGACAAAUAAAUAUCUUGAAAAUGAAAAUAUUCAUGAUACUAAUCAUAUUAAUAAUGAUACAACAAUAAAUUCUUCAUCAACACUAAGUAAAGAUUCAAAUGAUACAAGUAUAAUUGAUUCAACAACAAUAUCAAUUGAUGAUAAUCAACAAUUACAAGCACAACAACAAGAUAUAUCAUUAUCAACAGAAGGAAUUCAAAGAUGUUCUAUUGAUGAUGAAUCUAUAACCAUAGUUACAAAAGAUAAUGAACGUGAACGUAGUACAAGUACAGAAAGUUUAACAAGUAGUAAAUAUGACGAACAAAAUUUGACAAAUGAAGAAGUAAAACAAGAAAAUAAUUCUGUGACAAUGACAGAUGAAAAUACAAUUGAAUUUCAGUCAGCAUCAUCAGAAAUUCAUAAUGAUAAUAAUAGUUCAUUUAUAUUGAAUCAAACUAAUGUUCCAAUGGAUAUUGAUGUUGAUAAUGAAAUAAUAAAAUCAGAUUCAACAAAAAUCAAUGGAGAUAUAUCACCAAUAUUACAUACAAUUGAGAAUGAAAAUAAUAAUGAACAAAAUAAUGAGGAUAUUUUACGUCCAGGAAAUACGGAAUUAAAUAAAUCAUUUGAUAUUUUACCACAAACUAAAGAUGAUGAUAUUUCUGCCGCUGAUUCAAUAUCAGAUAAUAGUGCUCCAAAUAACAAUAUACUCGAUACAACAGUUGAAUUAUCAGUUCAUAAUGAUGAAUAUAAUGAAAAACGUGAUGAUGAUUUGAAUUCGAUUAUAAAAGUUAAUGAUAUCGAAACACCUACGAGUGCUAAAUCACUUUUAACAAAUCAAUUUUCUCUUGAAUAUCCAUAUGAAAUACCACAACCACAAGAAAAUGUUCAACCUUCAUCACCAAUUCCAAUUGAAACGGUAACGACAUUAACAAAAAAUAUGAAAUUGGAUAUUAAUAAGACAUUAGAAGAACAAGAACCUUCAAUACUAAAAUCUUCUACCGAUAAAACAUACGAUACAAAUACAUUUGUUUUAAAGAAGAGAGAACGACGAAAAAUAUCAACACUGGGUACUGAAAAUACUUUCAAUAAAACUGUCGAAGAUUCUCCACCAGAUUUAUCUAGUAAAAAAUCACCGUCAAAUACUCCGUCCGUAUCACAGGGUGCUACUAUAACUUCGCGAUCAACUACAACAACUUUAUCUUCACAACAACCCCUCAUGGAUCCCACGCGAAUCAUGUAA
This is a messenger RNA of Rotaria sp. Silwood1, 3324 nucleotides long. NCBI's taxonomy places the organism in Eukaryota, Metazoa, Rotifera, Eurotatoria, Philodinida, Philodinidae. The record is from the annotation of a GenBank genome assembly.